Molecule: messenger RNA, 2647 nt
Organism: Columba livia (rock pigeon)
Lineage: Eukaryota; Metazoa; Chordata; Aves; Columbiformes; Columbidae
Product: keratin-associated protein 10-9
Exons: 2
Coding region: 180-1535 (451 amino acids)
Source: RefSeq, a predicted model, not a curated record
UACCAGUGUUGCACACAGGAUGGCUUUUGCAUAGGAGCUAAUAGGAUAUGUCGUGGGUACCUCAUACCUUCAAGGCACAUUUGGUAGCUAUAUAAAAGCUCUCCUUCUCUUAGAGCUCACUUGGUCACAUCAUAAAGCUGUUCUCACCAGGGAGCUGGUCCUGCCACAACCUCGCCAAGAUGUUGUGCUACACACAGCAGUGCCUCCCUCCAGUCUACCAGGAACCCAUCCCCAUCAAGUGCCCAACGAUGUACCAUGCCAGAUACUCACCAAUGCCUACCUGGCACUCGACACUGUGCACCCCACAGUAUGCGACCCCCUGCAUCCCCCAGCAGCAGAUUAUGUCCUCCAGCUACUCCCAACAGCAGUGUGUGACCAAGUGUGUGCCACGGCAGCAGUAUGCAACCAAGUGUGUGCUGCAGCAGCAGGGUGUGACCCAGCACAUCCUACAGCAGCCAUGUGUAACUCGCUGUGUGACAACUUGCAUACCGCAGCAGAAGUGUGCGAUCAAGGGUGAGUCACAGCAGUCUUGUGUGACCAAGUGUGUGCCACAGCAGCAGUGUGCAACCAAGAGUGUGCCGCAGCAGUGUGCAACCAAGAGCGUGACCACCUAUGCCUCCCAGCAGAAGUGUGCAACCAAGUGCAUCCCACAGCAACAGUGUCCGACCAGGUGUGUGACCACGUGUGUGCCGCAGCAGCCGUGCCUGACCAAGAGCAUCCCGCAGCAGCAGUGUGCAACCACGUGCGUCCCGCAGAAGUGUGUGACCAUAUACUCCCCACAGCAGCAGUGUGCACCCAGGUGUGUGACCACGUGUGUCCCACAGCAGCGUGCAACCAAGUAUGUCUCACACCAGUUCAUGACUGAUUGUGUUCCUCAGAAGUGUGCCACCACAUACGUCCCACAGCAAUGUGCGACCAGGUGUGUGGCCAAGUGUGUCCCUCAGCAGUGUGCCACAAAGUGUACUACCAUUUGUGUCCCACAGCAGUGUGAGAUGACUUGUGUUUCACAGCAGCAGUGUGUAACCAAGUGUGUCCCACAGCAGCAGUGUGCGACCAAGUGUGUCCCACAGCAGCAGUGUGCCACCAAGUACGUCACACAGCAGCAGUGUGCGACCAAGUGUGUCCCACAGCAGCAGUGUGCCACCAAGUACGUCACACAGCAGCAGUGUGAGACCAAGUGUGUCCCACAGCAGCAGUGUGCCACCAAGUAUGUCACACAGCAGCAGUGUGCGACCAAGUGUGUCCCACAGCAGCAGUGUGCCACCAAGUAUGUCACACAGCAGCAGUGUGCGACCAAGUGUGUCCCACAGCAGCAGUGUGCCACCAAGUAUGUCGCACAGCAGCAGUGUGCGACCAAGUGUGUCCCACAGCAGCAGUGUGCGACCAAGUGUGUCCCACAGCAGCAGUGUGCCACCAAGUGUGUCCCACAGCAGCAGUGUGCCACCAAGUGUGUCCCAGAGCAACGUCAGUCAGGUGGAGUGAAAGUUUCAAGGCACUCUAAGAAGUACUGUUCUGUGUCCAAAUGGCCCUGGUGAAAAGAAGUGGGGAAAAGGAAGCUCCAUGGAAGAAGAGCCAGGUAUAGCUUUGGGGCAGGAGCUAUGUGUCUCCUCGUACUGCCUGCUGACUGUUGCUAUUGCUUAAGUCUGCUUUAUCUCUGUUUUCCAGUAGCUCCCCUGUAGCUCGGCCCUGUCUUGGGCCAGGUUGUGAUACUAUUCCCAUGGCUGUGCUCCAGGUGCCUGUGUUUUGUACCUUAAUCUGCUACAGGCCAUAGUUUAGUGGGAUGCUAUUAAUUUCUCACCUGAUUGAAGUGCAUAGUGAUUUAGGGAAAAAAAAAAAAAAAGAAAAAAAGAAAAAAAGAACAAUAAUUAAAAAAAAAAAAAGACAAAAAAAGAGACGUAACAAUAAUUUAAAAAAAAAAAAAAGAGACAAAAACAAGAGACAUAACAAUAAUUAAAAAAAAAAAAAAAAAAAAAAAGAGAGAGAGAAAAAAAAGAAAUAGAAAUGUCUAAGAAAUCCGGAUCAUGACAGCAUCAACUGGACUGACAGUGAGGCCAGCAGAGGGCUGGCCCAUGCCCGGCUCCAGGUUUAGUCCUGGCCUUGGGAGACAAUAUUUAAGUUAGCAAGGAUUCCAUGAGGCUGCAAGUUCUCCAAAACAGCUGUUUUCUCUCGCAGAUUUGGAAACCAAACAUAAAUUUGCUAAGCAAACGGUAUAUGAAUCUUACUGCGAUGGCCUUCAUUUCAGAAGGGAGCCAGAAACCCCUGCUGCUUUAAAACACUGAAUCUGCGCAGACCUCAGUAGAGUCCCUAUAUAAGACAGGAUUUCUGGCUCAGUGAAGUUGGUCCUUGCUGAAAUUUUAUACAUGAAAGCUUUUAUUCACUUGGUUGCUUUAAGCGAUAUCAAAAACACAACUUGAAACAAAAGAAAGUGUUUGAAAUAACACUGGAAGUUGUAGCACGACUAUUUUACAAACGUUUGAGCUCUAGAAACUAUUAACUAUAUCCUUUAUGCUGCCUGAAUAUGUCUACUCUACACUGUAUUAAAAACAAACCAUAUAUAUAUAUGUAUACUUCAAUUCUACAUAUAUAUAUAUAUAUAUAUAUAUAUAUACAUACCUAAAUAAAUAUAUUUGCCUGACCUCAGAUUAAA